CUAGACAAGCUUACAGUAUUACGGAUGGCAGUGCAACACUUAAAGUCUUUAAAAGGUUCCACUAGCUCUUACACCGAAGUCCGGUAUAAACCUUCGUUUUUAAAGGAUGAUGAGCUCAGACAGUUAAUCCUUAGGGCUGCAGAUGGAUUCCUGUUUGUGGUUGGAUGUAACAGAGGAAAAAUUCUGUUUGUCUCAGAAUCAGUUUGCAAAAUACUUAAUUAUGAUCAGGUGGUUAUAAUUGAGUUUCUUGGUUUGUGUUUAUCUUAGAGUUUGUUUUACUUAGAAGUUUUUAAAAGUUGUUGGUUUAUUGUAUCCUUUUCUAUAAUUUCUUAGAAUAUCUUUGGUUUGACCUCUUUCAAAUUAAGGCUAAAUUUCCCGGAAUAAAAAUUUCAAAGUGCAAUCAGUGUUCAUGGCCUGAGUAAUAACUGGGUUUCAGUUGAUCAUACUGUAGAAUUGCUACUCUGAGGGAAAAGGA
Meleagris gallopavo (turkey) is the source of this 475-nucleotide messenger RNA. NCBI's taxonomy places the organism in Eukaryota, Metazoa, Chordata, Aves, Galliformes, Phasianidae. The record is from RefSeq and is a predicted model, not a curated record.